This is a messenger RNA of Penicillium brevicompactum, 990 nucleotides long. Its product is annotated as intradiol ring-cleavage dioxygenase. Gene Ontology annotation, biological process: catechol-containing compound metabolic process. The coding region runs from base 1 to 990 and encodes 329 amino acids. The record is from RefSeq and is a predicted model, not a curated record. NCBI's taxonomy places the organism in Eukaryota, Fungi, Ascomycota, Eurotiomycetes, Eurotiales, Aspergillaceae. The transcript is spliced from 2 exons. Gene Ontology annotation, molecular function: catechol 1,2-dioxygenase activity; ferric iron binding.
AUGGACCCCUCCCAAGUCAAAAUCCCGCCCAUGAAAAACCAAACGGUGGACAACAUCACCGACAAUGUAAUUACCAUCAACUCACUCUGCGAAGACGAGCGCAUGAAAUAUGUCCUCGAGCGUCUCGUCACACACCUCCACGACUUCGCCCGCGAAACCCGUCUCAGCAGCGAAGAAUGGAUGACCGGCCUCACCUUCCUCAAAGAAGUAGGCCAAAUAUCCUCCGACGUCCGCCAGGAAUUCAUCCUGCUCUCCGACGUCCUCGGCCUAUCAAUUCUCGUCGACUCAAUCGACCACCCCAAGCCCAAGGGCUCAACAGAAGGCACAGUGCUGGGUCCCUUCCACACGCACGACGCUGAGGAAAUGCCCGCCGGCGACUCCAUGUCCCACGAUCCAAAGGGCGAGCCAUUGCUCGUCGUUUGCACGUUGAAGGAUAUGGAGGGGCGGCCGGUUGAGGGCGUCAAGAUUGAUAUUUGGGAGACUGAUUCUACGGGACAUUACGAUGUACAGUAUGAGGGACGAGAUGGUCCUGACAAUCGCUGUAUUAUGCGGUCGGAUGGGAGUGGUGUCUUUUGGUUCAAGGCUAUUACACCGGUGCCAUAUCCAAUUCCUCACGAUGGGCCUGUGGGUCGGUUGUUGAAGAAGUUGCAUCGUCAUCCGUACCGUCCUUCGCAUAUGCAUUUCAUGUUCGAGAAGGAGGGUUACGACCAUUUGAUUACUGCGCUCUACCUUCGCAAUGAUCCCUAUGAGACCUCUGACGCUGUCUUUGGUGUAAAGGAUUCUUUGAUUGUGGAUAUUGGCAAGGCUGGCCCAGAGCUUGCCAAGAAGUAUAACGUUUCCGAGGACCAUGCGGUGCUCACAUAUGACUUUGUGCUUGUGUCUGAUGAGGAGACGAAGCAGCUGCGUGCUCAUAACUCAAAGGUUGCGCUGGAUAAGCUUGGACGGAAAGUGAAGAUUGUCAAUGGGCUCCCUAUUCCAGACUUGGACUAA